Messenger RNA from Caenorhabditis sp. 36 PRJEB53466, 942 nucleotides. NCBI's taxonomy places the organism in Eukaryota, Metazoa, Nematoda, Chromadorea, Rhabditida, Rhabditidae. The record is from the annotation of a GenBank genome assembly.
AUGUGGAAAACACGGCUCAAAAAUCAAAGUCCACCAGUCAUUGCGAAAGAAAAAGAGGAGUUCGCGUGCAUAAACUGCCAAGAAAUCUCGACGUCGCUGUACAGAAAAUACGCGGAAGGAGUCAUUCGAUUGACGGAAUGUGUAUGUUUUGUCAGCACUUUUACUGCACACUUAUAAUAAAAGUGAAUAGUGAAUUGAAAGAACAAAAUGAGAAGUCAAUGCAUCAAAUUUCAGGACAAAUGCGGCGAAGUGGUUGACAAGUACAUCGAAUACGACGUAGUGCUUGUCGUCAUCGAUCUGAUGCUGCAGUAUGUGCAAGCCUACCGUCAUCUCCUUCUGAACGUCCGCAUCCAGCGGCCUGAAAGGUUGUUCGUCAUCUUCUGGCUGAGUCACGCCGCCGAAGUGUGGAUUCGCGAGAGGAGCAGCGAGGACUCGACUGUUUUGGCCGAGCAAGAGUGGAUGUGAGUUGAAAUGUCAUCAGACUGAAAUAAAUAGAUUACAUUUUACAGAUUCUAUCGAUGUCUGCUGCUUUCGGCCCUUGAAAUUUACUCAUUUGUUACCAUUAUCUUCAUCUACGCCUUCUGGAAAGGAAAACGGUCGGGAUUUCGGCACCUCGUCGGAUCCACGCUGCUCGGAUAUUACGGUAAGAAGAAGCGCCGUUUUACAUUAGUCAGUACAAUUAUAGGAACGUGGCGGUAGUCAUCUCGUUCGUUUUCUGUCUCUCGCAUAGGAUAUCCUACCAGAUAGUCAUGCAAAUCUUUCUACUGGCUUCCCAUUAUCAAGUGCAACGAGGUAAGUCUCUAUCUUAAUUUGCUUUUCUUCUCAUUUCUUUCAGUUCUGUUCCCGAAGGUUUCCUCCACGGACAACAUCUUCGUAGUCUUGAUCGCAAAAACAUUCUCCACCUACGCGGGAUCCUAUCUUACUUCUCUCAUUUUAGAAUAG